This is a messenger RNA of Sphenostylis stenocarpa, 660 nucleotides long. NCBI's taxonomy places the organism in Eukaryota, Viridiplantae, Streptophyta, Magnoliopsida, Fabales, Fabaceae. The record is from the annotation of a GenBank genome assembly.
AUGGCAUUGAAGCUUUAUGGUCUUCCUAUGUCCACAAACACCACUCGUGCCAUGAUCUGUCUACAUGAGAAAGAGGUGGAUUUUGAACUCGUUCCAGUCAAUGUAUUCACUGCCGAGCAUAAAGAGCCUCCUUUUCUCUCCAAAAACCCCUUUGGUUUGAUUCCAGUACUUGAAGAUGGUGAACUCACUCUUUUUGAGUCCAGGGCCAUUACGGCAUACGUAGCUGAAAAGUUCAAGGAAACAGAACCUGACCUGAUAAGGCACAAGGACGCAAAAGAAGGUGCACUGGUGAAGGUGUGGACAGAGGUAGAGUCUCACUACUAUGAACCAGCAGUGUCACCUAUUAUCUACGAGCACUUCGUGGCCCCUUUCCAAGGCAAAGAACCGGAUAAGACAGUGAUUGACACCAACGUUGAGAAGCUGAAGAAGGUGCUGGAUGUGUACGAGGCCAAGCUGAGCAGCAGUAAGUAUCUUGCUGGGGAGUUUUAUAGCCUUGCUGAUCUGAGCCAUGUCUCCGAAACUCACUACUUAAUGCAGACCCCUUGUGCUUCCUUGAUCAAUGACCGUCCCCAUGUAAAGGCUUGGUGGGAAGAUAUCUCUUCUAGGUCUGCUUUCAAUAAGGUUGUGGGAGGAAUGACUUUUGGUCAGAAUCAAGAAUGA